AUGGAAGAUUGCUCGAAUAUCUCCGAUACCGAAGGUUAACCAGCCCAAGACUGAGCAAGACUACCGGCCUAUCUCAAUCCUUCCUGCUUUAUCGAAGGUAUUUGAUCUUGUAUCUCGUCAAGUUAAUGCAUAUAUUAAAGACUUGGCAUUGUUCAAUAGAAUAUAGUAUCGCAGGUUUCAGGAAAGGUCACUCAACUGCGACGACUCUGCUGGGUAUCAGAGACGAUAUCAUGCGUGACCUUGAUUGUCCUUGCAGAUUAUUCCAAAGCAUUUGACACUGUCAAUUUUAAAUCUGUCAUCCACAAGAUGCAUUCCAUGGGGUUUUCUCAGAACUUUCUUCGUUGGAUUCUGUCAUAUCUCAUGGGUCGUCGGCAGUUUGUUCAGAUUAAUGAUACGUCUUCAGGUCAACUGGAAAUAAAAUUUGGUGUUCCUCAGGAUCAAUCCUGGGACCUCUCAUUUAAGUCAUUUUCAACAUUUAUGUAUCGGAUCUACAAGGAAAGGUUCAGUGCCGUUGUUACCAAUAUCCUUCUUCCACACUCCUUCAACCUUCCAAACCACAGGAACUUGACAAGUGUGCGGAGGAAAUGA
Paramuricea clavata is the source of this 588-nucleotide messenger RNA. The record is from the annotation of a GenBank genome assembly. Lineage: Eukaryota; Metazoa; Cnidaria; Anthozoa; Malacalcyonacea; Plexauridae.